AUGCCUUUCCAAAUUCCCAAACGGCGAGUACAGAAAAAGCUAUGGAGAGUUCUGGGAUUCUUAUCAAGUGUCAUUGGACUAAUCUGUUAUGCAUUGAGUUCCUCUUUCAAACAUAUAUUUGGAGAGUGGAACUUGUUGAAGAUCACCCUUUACACCAUGGUAAGUUUCUGUAUCAGCAGCAUGAUGUUAUUUUUGAAAACAUGGAAUCUUUCUAAGAGUUUCUUGAUGAAAGCUCACGUGGGUGUUCUAGUUUUGUUGCUCACUUCCUUUUACUCCUUUGUAUAUGAUAAGGAUGAGAAUGGAAAACCAGACCUAUUAAGUUUGAUUUCAUGUGGAGCCCUUGCUUUUAUGUCUUUGUGCUUGUCAAGGCAAAUUGACCUUGGGUUUGAAGCGGAUCUCCUCAAUUUCUUCCUUGGUUGUCUAACUGUUCAACUUAUGAUGAUCAACUUGAUGUUGUCUAUAGUUGCAGCAAUUUUCUGCUACUGUCUCAUGGUUCUACGUUCCAAAUUUGAGUCUAAAACACAUGUUGGAACUCGAAGAAUGGAAGACCACGUAAACAUAGACAUUGAUGCUGCAGAAGAAGUAGAAAGAGAAGCCGAUGACAACACAAGUGUCUUACAGUCUCAGUAUAGCAACAGUCACCAACAAAGUCAGGGGUUAAGAAGAAGGGUGGGUGAUGGGUACAAUUGGAAAAAGUAUGAAGUGAAAUUAGUGAAAGGGGGUGAAAAUCAGAUAAGCUACUACAAAUGCGCACAACCCAAUUGCACUGUGAAGAAAAAAGUUGUGAACACUAUUGAAGGGCAAAUUGUUGAAACACGCUACAGGAGUAUCCAUAACCAUUACAAGCCUGCGGAUAGUUUGAAGAGGAACCCAUCAUCUGAAUAUUUUUAUUCACUUCUACCUUCAGAGCCUGUCCCCACUGACUUGCCAGAUGCCUCUUACAGCAAGAGACAAUUGGAAAUUCACAAACUAAAGAGUUCAAUAUCAAUAUGAACUAUCAUUUCAUAUUUUGCUUGCCAAUCUUACCACUUUUACUAUAAUUAAAUAUUAAUGAUACUUAAGAUUUCAGAAGCUCCCUUUUACUGUGUCAUUUUCACCCUCCCAGUUACCACACCAUUGUUUGAUAACUUCUUUUAUAUACCGUUCGAACAUGCCUUUAGAAAGCUGUAGGAGAUUUUUUUAAACUGUUUUUUAUUAAUUUGAAUAAGUCAAUGAUUAUCUUUUUAGUUGUUUACUAGUUGUUAGUAGAUAAGCUGUUUUUAUCUUUCAGCUUUUAGUUAUCAAAAUUUGUUAUUUUGUUGUUAAAAUUGUAAGAUAUGAUCUCAUUUGUUAUAUAUUUAAAUUUAAGUUCAUUCAAUAAAAUUCUGUCGGAACCCUUCUUCUAGUUAUUUUUGUUGUCUUCUAUUUUCUUUUUACUUUUAAAAAAAUAACAAUUGGUUUCAAAGAACCUUCUUGAGGGACUUAUGAGAAUCUUUGUAAGUUUUGAGAGCACCUAACUAUUAACCCUACCUUUUUAGAAUCAACCUCACCAAUCAUGAAUUUUGAAGCUAGUAUAACUUAAAUAGCUUCACUAAUCUUUGAUGGAGACAAUUGCAGAUCUUGGCAGUUAUCUUCAGGCUGUAGAUGUUUGGAAAGUUAUAGUAGAAGCUAAUUAUGGUGUUCCAAGUUUAUUAGAUAAUCCCACAAUAGCUCAAAUGGAAAACCACAAAGAAAGAAAAACAAAUAAGUGAAAAGUAAAUAUUAUUUUUUUUCUACAGUUUCAUCCUCAAUUUUCACUAGAAUUGCAAAUUUGGAAUCGGAUCAUGUCAUUUAAUUCUAUCUUCAAGAUGAAUGUCAAGGUGACAAAUGGAUUAAAGGUAUGAAAGUGUUGAGUCUUUUCAAAAUUUGAAGCAAUGAAAAUGAACGAGUUAACAAAUGUUAAAAAAUAUUCUAAACAACUUCUUAAUACACCUAAUUUAGUAAGACUGCUUGGUGCUGAACUAUCUGAUUUUAGGAUAGUUCAAAAAUACUUGUAACUUUACGUGAGAGAUUUGAUGUUCAAUCUCCGCUUUAGAAAAUAUGAUUUUACAAGUAUUUCUUUGGUAGAAGUAAUCAAUUUUUUGCAAGCUUUUAAAAAGAGAAUAUUUAUUAUAAACAAAUGUACAAUAGAAGGAGCUAUGAAGUCAUACUUGGAGGCAAGGGAAAGAAGAAGAAAAGAAAGAAAGAUGUAGCUACAAUUGAGGCCAGUUCUAGCUACAAUGAAGACAACAGUAAAAAGGAGAGAUUUCUGCCUUGUAAUCAUUGCGGUGGUAAAUCUCAUCCUCACUUUAAAUGUUAGAGGAGGUUGGAUACAAAAUAUAACAAAUGCAACCAAAAGGGGCAUGAUCUGUAAUUUCACUAAUUUGUAGAGCGAAAUUCUAACAAGUUGUU
Molecule: messenger RNA, 2409 nt
Organism: Abrus precatorius (Indian licorice)
Lineage: Eukaryota; Viridiplantae; Streptophyta; Magnoliopsida; Fabales; Fabaceae
Exons: 1
Coding region: 1-993 (330 amino acids)
Biological process (GO): regulation of DNA-templated transcription
Molecular function (GO): DNA-binding transcription factor activity; sequence-specific DNA binding
Source: RefSeq, a predicted model, not a curated record